Messenger RNA from Phycodurus eques (leafy seadragon), 1673 nucleotides. RefSeq names its product homogentisate 1,2-dioxygenase (gene hgd). The record is from RefSeq and is a predicted model, not a curated record. The transcript has 14 exons. NCBI's taxonomy places the organism in Eukaryota, Metazoa, Chordata, Actinopteri, Syngnathiformes, Syngnathidae. Gene Ontology annotation, biological process: L-phenylalanine catabolic process. The coding region runs from base 78 to 1439 and encodes 453 amino acids. Gene Ontology annotation, molecular function: homogentisate 1,2-dioxygenase activity. Gene Ontology annotation, cellular component: cytoplasm.
UGGGCAUUCAGCGGAGUUUGCUCGAGGAGAAUGCCGUAAGAGUCAUUCAUUUAUAUCUUUUGUAACACCAGGACAGAAUGGCUGAACUCAAGUACUUGCGUGGAUUUGGGAAUGAAUUCUCCUCCGAAGACCCUCGCUGUCCUGGUUCUUUACCUGAAGGACAGAACAAUCCUCAGGUGUGCCCGUAUGGCCUCUACGCUGAACAGCUCUCUGGAUCGGCCUUCACUUGCCCACGUCCAGCCAAUAAGAGGAGCUGGCUUUAUCGCAUUCUCCCAUCUGUCAAGCAUAAACCUUUCCUGCCUGCGCCCUGUGGGAAUCUGACAGAGAAGUGGGACGAGGUGGAGCCCGAUCCCAACCAGAUGCGAUGGCGCCCAUUCUCCAUCCCCAAGUCUACAGAGAAGCUAGUCGACUUUGUGGCUGGUCUGCACACCAUCUGCGGUGCUGGGGAUGCUAAAUCUCGCAACGGCAUUGGCAUCCACGUGUACACCUGCAACACCUCCAUGAUGAACAAAUGCUUCAACAACUCCGAUGGAGACUUUCUGAUUGUGCCACAGCAGAGCGAGCUCUUGAUCACCACAGAGUUUGGCAAGAUGAUGGUCGAGCCGAACGAGAUAUGUGUCGUUCAGCAAGGGAUGCGCUUCAGCGUGGACGUGUUUGGAGAAGCGAGAGGUUAUAUCCUGGAGGUGUACGGAGCACAUUUUGAACUCCCUGACCUCGGGCCUAUAGGAGGCAACGGUCUGGCCAACCCGAGAGACUUCCUGUGUCCAGUGGCGUGGUACGAGGAUCGGGAAGUGUCCACAGGUUACAGCGUCAUCAAUAAAUACCAAGGGAGGCUCUUCGCCUGCCAACAGGAUUUCUCUCCCUUCAACGUGGUCGCCUGGCACGGCAACUACACACCGUACAAGUACAACGUCAACAACUUCAUGGUCAUCAACUGUGUGGCCUUUGAUCAUGCAGAUCCAUCCAUCUUUACUGUUUUGACGGCCAAAUCCACCAGACCGGGUGUGGCCAUCGCUGACUUUGUGAUCUUCCCCCCGCGCUGGGGUGUGGCUGACCAUACCUUCCGUCCACCAUAUUAUCACCGUAACUGCAUGAGUGAAUUCAUGGGGCUUAUAAAGGGCCACUAUGAAGCCAAAGAGGAGGGUUUCCAGCCGGGUGGGGCCAGCCUCCACAGCAUCAUGACCCCACACGGCCCUGACGCUGACUGUUUUGAGAAGAACAGCCUAGCUGAGCUCAAACCAGAGAGGGUGGCUGAAGGAACCAUGGCGUUCAUGUUCGAAUCAUCCUUCAGCAUGGCUGUGACCAAGUGGGGUCUGGAGACGUGCCAGAAGCUUGACAAGAGCUAUUACCAGUGCUGGGAGCAUCUAUGCAGCCACUUUAACCCCAACUGGCAGCCCACAAAACACGAGACAACGCAGAAUCCGGGCCAAAUGCAAUAGCCAAGCAAAACCCGACAUAUUUCAAUUUCCAAAUAUAUUUUAACAUAGCCACUCAAGUUCCAUGUAGUCACUACUCUAUAUCACACAUUUGACAUGUAAGACGGUACUGUUUGGAAAAAAAAAUAUCUGUAUAUUUAAUUGGAAUAACUGUACAUUCAUUGGAUGGGCAAAAAAAAGAAAAAGCACUAAAACUUUAUCAUUCCAUAACUGUCACUUGAUUUAUGACUGAUCCCA